Molecule: messenger RNA, 1038 nt
Organism: Diaporthe amygdali
Lineage: Eukaryota; Fungi; Ascomycota; Sordariomycetes; Diaporthales; Diaporthaceae
Product: inositol monophosphatase
Exons: 3
Coding region: 1-1038 (345 amino acids)
Biological process (GO): signal transduction; phosphatidylinositol phosphate biosynthetic process; inositol metabolic process
Molecular function (GO): inositol monophosphate 1-phosphatase activity
Source: RefSeq, a predicted model, not a curated record
AUGGCGGAAAUUAAUUUGCAAAAGGUCCACGAUGAUCUUGUGGCCAUCGCCUUCGAGGCGGGAUCCAUGAUCAUGGCUGCGAACCCAAACAGCAUCUCGACCGGCACGAAGCUCAAUUCCGUCGACAUUGUGACCGAGACUGACCAGGCCGUCGAAAAACACGUCACCACUCGCCUGCAGACCCUCUACCCCAAAUUCCUCUUCGUCGGCGAGGAGACAUACGUAGCAGGCGAGACCAAGAUCACCGACGAGCCCACCUUCAUCGUCGACCCCAUAGACGGCACGACGAACUUCAUCCACGGUUUCCCGAACGCAUGCAUCUCUCUCGGCUUCGCCGUGGGCCGCAAGCCGAGCGUGGGCGUCGUCUACAACCCCUUCCAGGACCUGCUGUACACGGGCAUCGCCGGGCACGGCGCCUACGCGCAGCGCAACGCCUCGCUGGCCGCGCGCGGGAUCCUGAAGGACGGCUCCGAGGGCUGCGAGAGGGUGCGGCUGCCGGCGGCGGGCAGGGGCGACGGCAAGAAGGCGCCCGCGCUCGGCGACCUCUCGACCGCGCUGGUGGCCUGCGAGUGGGGCAGCAGCCGCGACGGGCCCAACUUCGACGUCAAGGUCGAGACGUUCCGCAGGCUCGCGGCGAGCAAGGAGACGGGGGGCGCGAUGGUCCACUCGAUCCGCAACCUGGGCUCCGCGGCGCUGAACCUCUGCGCCGUUGCCGAGGGCGGCCUCGACGUGUACUGGGAGGGCGGGUGCUACGCGUGGGACGUGUGUGCGGGCUGGUGCAUCCUUGCCGAGGCCGGUGGGAUCGUCGCGAGUGGGAACCCCGGGGACUGGGACCCGCCGCUGGACUCGAGGGUCUACCUUGCUGUGAGGGGCGCGCCCAGCGGCCAGAAGGAGCUUGUGGAGGAGGUGUGGAAGAUGUUCAGCUCCCGGAACUCGGCUUCGCGCAGCGAGAUACUCGUGCCUACUCGCAUAUCUGAGGUGUUCAGAGUUGAAGAGAUGACAAAUUGUGCGCUCGAGAAGAACUUGCACAAGUAUUGA